Schistosoma spindalis is the source of this 3921-nucleotide messenger RNA. The record is from the annotation of a GenBank genome assembly. NCBI's taxonomy places the organism in Eukaryota, Metazoa, Platyhelminthes, Trematoda, Strigeidida, Schistosomatidae.
AUGACGGAUGACUAUCCUGAUAUUGAGAGUUCUGAAAACCGGAUUAUGAAAACUGAUGACGAGAGAAAUGUUAAAGGCAGUACUGUAGUGUCGGAAAGGAUGGUGUCUGUUAUUGAAGCCCCAGACUAUUUGGCUAGCUUCAAUAUCGAUACGGGUGGCGAAGCAGAAGGGUCCAGUAUGCCCCAUUACAUAGUCAAUUUAAAUAUGUAUAACACAACCACUGAUAUGGACGCUCUAACUACACUACCAAUUCAUGGUCAAGAUCCUGGUAUCGGUGAAUCAUCUGUCUCACUUCCGACUUCUGACAUGAAUUCACCCGUCAUUAUGAACGACAACGUUGGUUUGAUGUGUGGUGUUAAUUCUACAGGGCGAGGACAGCAGUUUUUCACACCAACUAUGCGUUCAAAAGCACGUGGUCGCGGACGAUUUUCUUCUGUUCCAUUGGAUGAUGUAAUGGAAAAGAAAAUAAGGACAUAUGAAGGAAAGGAUUGUGUACAAGAGCUAGGAAAGUUGUUAAAAUUGUUCCCUCGCUUUAAGAGGGCUUACAUUAAUCGAGUUUUCACACGGAAUAUGCUUAGUUAUGAAAAGAGUUAUGAACAGUUAAAAGAAGAAGAUGAUCGAGAGCGUGAAAGAUGCUCAAAAGUUCGUCUUAUUCAAGCACCGAAGGCUGAGUCUAAACGAUCAACAGAUUCGAAAACUCACAACCGUCCGGAAUUACCUCUUCAGUCACAAGCUUUCUUAUGUAUGGGACUGCCUUUAGGUCGUUGCCCUCCCCAUGUUGCUAACUCACUGUAUCGUCGAGUUAUUGUUACUCCUGAGGGGACCGUUGAAUCUGCUGAUGAACAUGAACAGAAGUUUUUAGACUCUACGGGUUUAUCAAGUUCUGCUCUGGAAACACCAUCCUCACACUGUGAACCACCGCGUCCCAAACCAUCAUUGUUCACUGGGCUGAAAAUAUCAUCUGUAUCGACUGUCUUGCCUCCGAUUCACCAACUAGCUGAAUUCAAACAGUCUCCACCUAGACCAUCAGAAGAACAGAUGUUAACAUCGGAUAACAACGCUGAAACAUUGAAUUCCGAAGAGACAACUAUUCAACAAUCAGGCAACAAAUUCUUUCGUACAGAUCAUGUUAGUGAAGCACAAAAAAAGAAACGUGGAUACAUUAAUCGCGAGAUGCGAACUGCCACAGUUAGUACACCCGUUAGUCGAACUAGCAUUACAGCAUCAGCGGUCAGAUCUGACUUGGAUAGUGAUGAUUCUAGUAGGAAACCAGGAGAUGCUGUUAAAUAUUUAGCAAAAGUUGGUGUUGUAAGUAAUUCAGUUAAUCGUAAACGUCCUACACGUCGUGGAAAAUCAACUCGUCAAAAAUCAACAACAGAAAUCCAGGGCGUCAAUAACGAAACAAGCACUUCACCUGCUGUCGAGGUUAUUACGGAAGACGAUGGUCUUGAUCUAACUAAUGAAGAACGCCGUCACCUUCUAUCCUUUUUUAACGAUGCCGUAUUGGAAGAACUCACGUUGAUGCCAGGGUGUUCUCGGAAAACCGCACAGGCUAUUAUCAAUAUGCGCCCGUUUAAAAAUACGAAAGACUUGGUUUCUCAACUGUCGGGAGUUCGCCAUCUUUCCUCCAAUUUAUAUGAAUGUUGUAAAGAUAUUUUAGAAGUUCGUUCUUCAGUUAUCCGUUUACUAAAUAAGUGUGAGCGUUUAACUGAACAAGUUGCUAGUCAUGCGACACGUUUACUUGAAAACACCAUAGAUUUGCCUGAAAAUGCUAUCACUGAUCAAAAUCAAUCUGAUGGAGUUGAUCAUGAACAUGAUGACUUCACUAUAAACAAAGCAAAUGGUAAUCCUGUCCAACUAGUGACUCAGCAGCCCGCUAUUUUAAACCCUUUGCGUGAAUUAAAACCGUACCAACUUGUUGGUUUGAACUGGCUUCGUCUACUGCACCACGAACAAGUCAAUGGGAUACUAGCAGAUGAAAUGGGCCUCGGAAAAACAGUUCAAGCUAUUGCUUUCCUAGCUAGCCUUUGGGAAAGUGGAAAUCGCGGACCACAUCUUAUCAUUUGUCCAAGUUCAACCCAGGAUAAUUGGCAGCGUGAAUUAAGUCUUUGGUGUCCUCACUUAAAAGUACUUGUUUAUCAAGGAUCUGCAGAACAGCGAAAAGCAAUCCGAUUGAAAAUUUAUGAAUCUGAGUCUCAACCGGAUUUUAAUAUACUAUUGACUAGCUAUGCUGUCGGUACAAGUGCCAUUGAAGACAGAGCUCUAAUGAAACGCAUCAACUUUCAUUAUGGGAUCUUCGAUGAAGCACACAUGCUAAAAAAUAUGACUUCUCAACGUUAUCGAAAUUUGAUGAAUUUUAGAGUUCAACGACGUUUACUUCUUACAGGUACACCUCUUCAAAACAACUUGUUGGAGCUUGUAUCUCUGUUAUCAUUUGUUAUGCCAGAAAUGUUCCUAAAGAGCACAGAUUUGCUGAAAAGGAUUUUUCAGAUUUACUCAAAACCCAUGAAUUCCCGUGAGGAAGAUCAGUCAGCCAAUAACAGUCCUAUUCGAAGCAGUUUUGAAGAAGAGCGCUUAGUUCAAGCUAAAAGUUUACUUCAACCAUUUUGUUUACGACGAUUAAAAUCACAAGUCCUUGGACAGCUUCCUCCAAAAACCAGUGAAGUAGUUUUAGUAGCAAUGACCAAGACCCAAGCUACUCACUACCACGAUCUUGUUAAACGACUGCGUUCUCAGCGGUCGUUAAAUGACACAAACAGCAAUGGUCAAGAUCCCUCUCUUCUCUUGAACAAUGAAUGUGAAGAUGGUGAUGAAAAUGCUGAUCCAGAUGCUAGUGAUCCAAAAGGUGAAUGUGCACCAAGAAAAAAAGCCCGUUUAGAUAAUUAUACUACAGUGAAUGGAACGAAAUCAUUUCCUGUCACUUCUAAAUCCAUUUCUGAGUCUCUCCAGUCACCGUGCAACAUGGUUACGGCGUUGCGCAAGGCAGCAAAUCACCAGGCCCUUUUUUCUGGUCUUGCAUACACAGAUUCAAAUCUUCGGGAUAUUGCAGAAUCUUUGCACUUAGAUCCAAGUCACUCUAAUGCUGAUCCAAAUCUUAUUUAUGAAGACCUACUUGCAAUGAGUGAUCAUCAGAUACAUAAACUUUGCCAGUUUUACGAGGUUUUGUCACCGUAUACUCUCUCCCCUGAAUCUAUCAUUUCUGGAUCCGGAAAAAUCCAAUGGUUAAAUGACAAUUUGCCUAAAUUAGUCUCUGAAGGACAUCGUAUUUUGAUUUUUAGUCAGUUUGUCAUCAUGUUAGAUAUAUUAGAGGAAUUUUUAAGGAUAACUAACAGGCGUUAUAUACGAAUGGAUGGAUCAACUCCUGUCUCGGAACGACAAACAUUAAUAGAUCGUUUCAACAGCUCAUCGAUUGAAGUUUUUCUACUAUCUACACGUGCUGGUGGCCUAGGUAUUAAUUUAACUGGUGCGGAUACUGUAAUUAUACAUGAUAUCGAUUUUAAUCCAUAUAAUGAUCGACAAGCAGAGGAUCGCUGUCAUCGACUUGGUCAGAAAAAUCCUGUUCACGUCAUACGAUUAAUCUCUGAAGGUACUUUAGAAGAAGGUAUGCUGCGCAUUGCAUCUGAGAAAUUACAAAUGGAACAGAAUGUAACAGGUUGUGUAUCUGAACACAACACAGAACAGACCGAGGAAUCUGAAGACACUACUCGUGUUAGUUCCCGGAGCAGAAGGUCAAAGUCAACUAAUAUUUUACCAUGUUCCAGUCUAGAUGGUAUGACAGAAAAUGGAAAUGUUUUCAAAGUCCUUGGCAAUUGGAACUCAGCUGCCUCGGAUCUCAGUUUAUCCAUUGUGAAUCCUAUAUCAUCGAAUCGAAUUAGUGAACGAGAUGUUCGUUCCCUUCUUUCAGAUGCUUUAAAAUUGUAG